AUGCUGGAUAUGCAUUACACGAAGUUUGGACCCGAGGUGCACAACUUUCACUACAAAGAAGCAGAGGUUCUACACGUCAUUCGAGUGGAUGCUCCAGGAAUCAUUGUGGCUGACGUCCGAAGGCGGCUUGAUCUGAUACAACGACUUGAUCAACAUUUUGUGACACUCGGAAGGCCACCGGAAAAACGAUUCGUCUUUUUGGGAGACUAUGUUGACCAGGGUGCAAUGAGUCUUGAAUGUGUGCUACUAUUUGCCCAUAAAGUACAAUAUCCGGAUCACGUCUACUUGUUGGAAAUCACGAGUGCGCGCGAACAAACAAAUAAUAUGGAUUUAAAAAAGCUUGCCUUGCACAGACGCAAUUCGAUGGGAGUGAUCACGUUGUUUUCGGCAUCCGCUUAUACAAAUCAAUUUAAAAAUGCUGGUGGUGUGCUUUAUGUAAACGAGAAGCUGGACUGUCAACUCGUUGUCUACGUGCCUGAUUGUGGACCCAAAGGGGCAAAGAACCGCGUGGAAAGAAUGAAUCGACUG
Molecule: messenger RNA, 528 nt
Organism: Mesorhabditis belari
Lineage: Eukaryota; Metazoa; Nematoda; Chromadorea; Rhabditida; Rhabditidae
Source: the annotation of a GenBank genome assembly